CACACGAGAAGACGGAGGCGAGACGGCGAGCGCCAGAGCUCUCCCUCCCCCUCCUCCCUCCGGCCUCCCCUUCCUCCUCGUCCUCUCCCUCUCCUCCCAAACCAAGAAGGCAGUGAGAACCGAAGCGCGCGCCGAGAGGGAGGGGAGCCUCGCCGCCUCUCGCGGCAGAUCUCGCGCCAGCCCCGGGUUCUGACGCGAGAUCCGCGCUCGCCGCCCGCCGGCCGGUGCCGCCGCUGCCCGCUCGCUCGCCCGCCCGAUCUCGAAGAAUCCACCUUGAAGAUGAUGAUGGGUUUGCUAGCGUUCGAGAGUCACCAGGGGCUCUGGAAUAGUGGAUACUAUUCCCAGUUGUUUGGAAUUGGGGGAGUUAUGAUCACUGUUGCCAUUCUUAUGCUAUCCACGGGCUACUUUGGUGGGAUCGGUGCUCCAUUUGCUCCGUAUUUCUGGCCAUAUCUAGGACAAGUUCCGAAGAAGAGGGAACGCAAAAGGCCUGUGAGAGUGUACAUGGAUGGAUGCUUUGACCUCAUGCACUAUGGUCAUGCAAAUGCGUUGCGACAGGCCAAACUGUUGGGAGAUCAGCUGGUAGUUGGGGUUGUCAGUGAUGAGGAGAUCGUCGCAAAUAAGGGCCCGCCUGUCCUUUCUAUGGAAGAGAGGUUGACUCUUGUUAGUGGCCUGAAGUGGGUCGAUGAGGUCAUUCCCAAUGCGCCCUAUGAGAUCACGGAAGAGUUCAUGAAUACCCUCUUCAACAAAUACAGCAUUGAUUACAUUAUUCACGGUGAUGAUCCUUGUCUUCUACCUGAUGGCACUGAUGCAUAUGCGUUAGCAAAGAAGGUCGGGCGUUACAAGCAAAUCAAGCGAACAGAAGGUGUCUCAAGCACUGAUAUAGUUGGGAGGAUAUUGCUAACAUUCAAGCAGAAAGAUGCUGACACUGAUUUUAAUGUUGCUGUUGAUGAGAAGGCUGGAGCAGAACCAAAUGAUGAAGUGAAGAGUCAUCUAUCUCAUUUUCUUCCAACUUCUCGUCGAAUCAUGCAGUUCUCAAAUGGGCAGGCUCCUUCGCCAGGUGCUCGUGUUGUGUAUAUAGAUGGUGCAUUCGAUCUUUUCCACGCUGGCCAUGUUGAGAUCCUCAGAAGUGCUAGACAACUUGGUGACUUUCUUCUUGUGGGUAUCCAUGAUGACCAGUCUAUCAGGGAUAGAAGAGGAUAUCGUCCUAUCAUGCAUCUUCAUGAGCGUACUCUUAGUGUGCUUGCCUGCCGCUAUGUUGAUGAAGUCAUUAUUGGCGCACCAUGGGAAGUUUCGAAGGACAUGAUCACCACGUUUAACAUUUCAUUGGUUGUGCAUGGGACUGUAACCGAGGGCAAUUCAGCUGGUGAAAUUGAUCCUUAUGCUGUUCCAAAGAGCAUGGGUAUUUUUAAGACAAUCAUGAGCCCGAAAUCUAUUACAUCAGUAUCGGUAGCGACAAGAAUAGUUGACAAUCAUGAAGCUUACAAGGUACAUGACGUUACAGGCUCAAAGGUCAUAGUUCUGUCUGAUCCCUUUUUACCUGUGCUAAACAUUGUUACUGGGGUUUUUAUAAACAGAAAAGGAACUUGAAAAAGAAGGCUAGUGAAGACAGAUACUACACACAAAAGAAAUUUGUUUCUGGAGACUAGUUCUGCAUAAGGAGAGUAUAUUUUUGCGACCGAGGAAAUUGAUGUGGCCACCCUGUAUUGAUGUUAUUCUACAGCAGAGACUGGAACAGAUAAUUGGCUAUAGACAGGUCAUAGCGAUAGUUUGGCAGCCAUUCGACGGUGAUGAUUGGCUGGUGGAACUAAAUUAGGGGGGAAAAGAGAGCUGUCACAUUCUUCUGCUAUGGCCCUUUUAGGAACACUCACUUGACAUGAAAAGUUCAUACAUGAUUCUUUUUUUAUUGUUAUCCCUGGACUUGGAGGGGAUAUAUAUGUUUGUAGCCGAACACCUUCAGCAAACUCUGUUGUAUACUUGUGUUAUUACUUAACAGCGUGUGGAGUGGUAGCAUUGCAUGCAUACUCCCUGAUUGUACCAUGUUAUAUUGAAAGGUUAUACUGCUGAGGAAAAAAACCUAGUGAUGAUCAGAUAUCUAUGGUAUUUAUUGAUGGUCUUGUUCGGUGUUA
Molecule: messenger RNA, 2126 nt
Organism: Panicum virgatum (switchgrass)
Lineage: Eukaryota; Viridiplantae; Streptophyta; Magnoliopsida; Poales; Poaceae
Product: ethanolamine-phosphate cytidylyltransferase-like
Exons: 9
Coding region: 280-1587 (435 amino acids)
Biological process (GO): phosphatidylethanolamine biosynthetic process
Cellular component (GO): cytoplasm
Molecular function (GO): ethanolamine-phosphate cytidylyltransferase activity
Source: RefSeq, a predicted model, not a curated record